GUAUACAAUUAUUAAGCAAUUAUUGCAGUUUUGUAAGAAGAAAUAGAUAACCAACUGGACCGAAAUGUAAAUAAAGCUAUAGGUAUACUUUCAAUAAUGCAAAAAGGAUCAUUUGUUAUUUUUCUAUUAAUUUUGCAACAUGUAUUAUCUUCCAUAAAUAUACUUAGCAACAUGUUUCAAGAUAAAACUACUACAUUGGAUCUACCAUUGGCUUUAGUGACUUGUGGUUUGACAUAAAAACUUUUUGUGAUGAAAAUGAUGUUUAACUGAUCCUACCUUUUCAAACUCAAGCAUCUAAGCGAAUGAGACGUGAACCCAAUGUUUUUGAAGAUUUCAUUCUAACAACUACUACUGCCGCAGAAUCAUUUAAUAGUACUGAAACAAAUUGUGUAAAUGGCUAUUUUAAAAUAUUAGAUUGUAUAGUUGUAAAUUUGAAGAAAAGGUUUUCAACUGAAAGUCUUCAAAUGGCUGAAGCUGUAGACAAUUUUAUAAAAUUAGAUUUUAAAAAGAGUGAACUAUUUAUUAAUCAUUAUAAGGAUUUAUUGGAUGUAAAAAGUAUAAGUGUUCAAUCAGAAAUGCAUGUUGUGAAGAACUACUUACACUUAUCAAAUGGCAAAAGCGGUAUUAAUUUAGAAGCUUUGACUUCAGUACUUUCCAAAAAUAUAUACCCUAACAUAUCUAAGCUUAUACAAGUUGCACUUACUCUUCCUAUAAGUUCGUCAACAUGUGAACGUAGUUUUUCUGCAAUGAGAAGGAUUAAAACAUGGCUGAGGUCAUCCAUGGUACAGAAUAGAUUAAAAAAUUUAGCUAUAAUUAGUAUUGAGAAAGAUAUUUCUAUAAAAAUUGAUAAA
Molecule: messenger RNA, 851 nt
Organism: Sipha flava (yellow sugarcane aphid)
Lineage: Eukaryota; Metazoa; Arthropoda; Insecta; Hemiptera; Aphididae
Exons: 5
Molecular function (GO): protein dimerization activity
Source: RefSeq, a predicted model, not a curated record